AUGGACGAAGGUAUUUGCACAAAGGGAUUCUUUAAGAAAUUUUGUCGUGUGACAAUAAUAAAUAAAAAGGAGUAUUUGCAGUACAUGAAAAGAUGUAAUAAUACCGUUAGGCAUAAAAAACAUGUGCUAAGCAAUGCCUUUUUUGUUCCUUAUAAUAAGUAUUUACUUUCAAGAUUUUAUUGCCAUAUUAAUGUUAAGGGCUGUCCUUCUAUAAAGUCGAUUAAGUAUAUAUUUAAGCAUAUUUACAAAGAUUACGAUUGUGCAGGAGUGGAAUUGACUAAUAAAAAUGAGCACAGCCAGUUCAUUAAUUCAAGAUACGUCUCUGCGCCCGGGGGUAUGUGGAGAUUACUUGAAAAUAAGAUGUCGGAUAAAUCACAUGAUUAA
This is a messenger RNA of Vairimorpha ceranae, 384 nucleotides long. RefSeq lists its product as hypothetical. Lineage: Eukaryota; Fungi; Microsporidia; Nosematidae. The record is from RefSeq and is a predicted model, not a curated record. The coding region runs from base 1 to 384 and encodes 127 amino acids. The transcript has a single exon.